AUGCAGAGCUUCCUGAGCCUGUUGCUGUUGCCUGUUGUCACACAGCAAAUGGACCAGGGCUGCUGUGGAGUAUUCUGGCAGCUGCCAUUUGAUGGUAUGAUGUGCACUGCUCCUCAGAGAUUAAGAAGAUUAUCAACAAAAUACAGAACUGAGAAGAUCUACCCAACAGCCACUGGAGAAAAAGAAGAAAAUGUUAAAAAGAAUAGAUACAAGGAUAUAUUGCCAUUUGAUCAUAGCCGGGUUAAACUGACCUUAAAAACUCCCCCACAAGAUUCAGACUACAUCAAUGCAAACUUUAUUAAGGGAGUACAUGGGCCAAAAGCAUACGUUGCUACCCAGGGACCAUUAGCAAAUACAGUAAUAGACUUCUGGAGGAUGAUAUGGGAAUACAAUGUUGCCAUAAUUGUAAUGGCCUGUCGAGAAUUUGAAAUGGGAAGGAAAAAAUGUGAACGUUACUGGCCUCUGUAUGGAGAAUCAGCUGUAACUUUUGGACCGUUUCGUGUUUCUUGUGAAGCUGAGCAAGCAAGAACAGAUUACUUCAUUAGAACAUUAUUACUUGAAUUUCAAAAUGAGACUCGUAGUGUUUAUCAAUUUCAUUAUGUUAACUGGCCUGACCAUGAUGUCCCUUCAUCCUUUGAUUCUAUUCUGGACAUGAUCAGCUUGAUGAGAGAAUAUCAGGAACAUGAAGAUGUACCAAUCUGCAUACACUGCAGUGCAGGAUGUGGAAGAACAGGUGCCAUCUGUGCCAUAGAUUAUACAUGGAAUUUGCUUAAAGCUGGGAAAAUACCUGAAGAAUUCAAUGUAUUUAAUUUAAUACAGGAAAUGAGGACACAAAGGCAUUCUGCAGUGCAAACAAAGGAGCAGUAUGAACUUGUGCAUCGAGCCAUAGCACAGCUGUUUGAAAAGCAACUGCAAAAAUACGAAAGUUGUGCAGACUGGAAGAUUGCAGAUGGAGUG
This is a messenger RNA of Mesitornis unicolor (brown roatelo), 957 nucleotides long. RefSeq names its product tyrosine-protein phosphatase non-receptor type 12-like. Gene Ontology annotation, cellular component: cytoplasm; nucleus. The record is from RefSeq and is a predicted model, not a curated record. Gene Ontology annotation, molecular function: non-membrane spanning protein tyrosine phosphatase activity. Lineage: Eukaryota; Metazoa; Chordata; Aves; Mesitornithiformes; Mesitornithidae. Gene Ontology annotation, biological process: peptidyl-tyrosine dephosphorylation. The transcript has 11 exons. The annotation marks the transcript as partial.